This is a messenger RNA of Sander lucioperca (pikeperch), 1313 nucleotides long. It is a transcript of the gene psma8, whose product is annotated as proteasome 20S subunit alpha 8. Bases 150 to 905 code for a protein of 251 amino acids. Gene Ontology annotation, biological process: ubiquitin-dependent protein catabolic process. NCBI's taxonomy places the organism in Eukaryota, Metazoa, Chordata, Actinopteri, Perciformes, Percidae. The record is from RefSeq and is a predicted model, not a curated record. Gene Ontology annotation, cellular component: nucleus; proteasome core complex; proteasome core complex, alpha-subunit complex. The transcript is spliced from 7 exons.
AACCCUAGUUUUGGUAUCGCCCCAGUUCAGAGGUCAUGCGCAGGCGCUGUUUUCAACACACGGCAUCUUCACAAAUCGCUAACUAGCUGAAUCAUUUGGUGGAAGUCUCCCUUUUUCUUGUGAUUGUACGUUACUUGUCUUGCAGUGCAAUGGCGGCAAGAUACGACAGAGCUAUUACUGUAUUUUCUCCCGAUGGUCAUCUCUUCCAAGUGGAGUAUGCACAAGAAGCUGUAAAGAAAGGUUCCACAGCGGUGGGAAUCAGAGGUAAAGACAUUGUCGUCCUUGGUGUUGAGAAGAAAUCUGUGGCAAAGUUGCAGGAGGAAAGGACUGUCCGUAAGAUAUGUGCCCUGGACGAGCAUGUCUGCAUGGCAUUUGCAGGCCUGACAGCAGAUGCCCGUAUUGUGAUAAACAGAGCUCGGGUUGAGUGCCAGAGCCACAGGCUAACCGUGGAGGACCCAGUCACAGUGGAAUACAUCACACGCUACAUAGCUACACUGAAACAGCGCUACACUCAAAGCAAUGGGCGCAGGCCAUUUGGCAUCUCUGCGUUAAUUGUUGGCUUUGACGACGAUGGAACUCCCAGGCUGUAUCAGACUGACCCUUCAGGAACCUACCAUGCCUGGAAGGCAAAUGCUAUCGGCCGUAGCGCAAAAACUGUGAGGGAGUUCCUGGAGAAGAAUUACACAGAUGAAGCCAUUGCUGGGGACAAUGAGGCAAUCAAGUUGGCUAUCAAAGCUCUGCUUGAGGUUGUCCAGUCAGGAGGGAAAAAUAUUGAACUUGCUGUUAUCAGACGGAAUCAGCCACUGAAGAUUUUGGAAUCCAAGGAGAUUGAGACCCUGGUGGCUGAGAUUGAGAAGGAAAAAGAGGAAGAGGCAGAGAAGAAGAAGCAGAAAAAAUCCACUUGAAGCAGAUAACUAAGAGUUUUUCUUUAUUGCACUUGGAUGACAAUAGCAUAUUUGGGUUGCAAAUUAUAGAAGGGUUACUUCUGUCAUUCAUUUCAUUGUGAAGAGCUAAAUCAUAACUUGAGAUCUGUUGAUGUUGCUCAAAUGUUAUGCAUCCAUUUCUGAGUGAUACUGUACAGUUUGCAAAGAAUAUCAAGUUCCUAUACUUCCAGCUAUUAGGUUGACUGUAAUUAUAAGCACAUACAUAGAUCUCAAGUUAGGUUUUAGAUCUUAAACUACGCUUACAGGACAUUUUUAUAUCAUACACCACAGUUCUGAUGGUGAUGAAUCUCAAAUGUUGGAAUAAACCUGUUUGUAACAUUCAGAAUCAUAAUGAAACGAAAUGUCCAAUAAACGCUGACUUGUUUGUAA